Scaptodrosophila lebanonensis is the source of this 1437-nucleotide messenger RNA. RefSeq names its product allergen Tab y 5.0101. NCBI's taxonomy places the organism in Eukaryota, Metazoa, Arthropoda, Insecta, Diptera, Drosophilidae. The coding region runs from base 12 to 1337 and encodes 441 amino acids. The record is from RefSeq and is a predicted model, not a curated record. The transcript has 2 exons.
UCUGGUGCAAAAUGUGGUUGCGAGUGUUGUUGCUACACAUCGUUUUAUUGGGAUCUGUAGUUUCCCAGGGAGAGAGGGACGCAAAUGCGAUUGAGAACUCCAAAGAAUCGGGUGAGAGCAUUUCGGUGGAACUUUAUAACGCGACAAAUUACUGCGAUCCGUCAUUGUGCGAAGGCCAUCCGCAUGUAGCCUGUAAUGCAGAGCUUUACAAUUAUGGAUCCAAAUGUGAAAUCAGCGCCCAAUUGCUGAAUUUGAAACGCGACACUGAACAGUUCAUUGUGGAUAAACUAAACGAGUUUCGUAAUCAAGUGGCUCGCGGAGGCUUUCAAGGAUUUUUGCCAGCCAGCCACAUGCCAGCUUUAAGCUGGGACAAGGAACUGGCGUACUUAGCGCGACUGAAUGUGCAGAAGUGCAGCUUAGUUUUCGAUAAAUGCCGAAAUACGAUGUCCUCUAGGGAUGUGGGCCAGUCCAUUGCCUAUAAGGGGCUCAAGGGUAAUUUACCAUUGUUGGAAGACAUCAUUUCGGAUCAGCUGCUCAUGUGGUUUAAUGAGAACAGUGGCGCCUCAAUGAUGGACAUUUUAAAAUAUAGGGGUCACAACGUUGGAAAGCCAAAAGAUAACUUCCUACAAAUGAUUCUGCAGGAUAACGAAAAGGUGGGCUGUGCAGUGCUACAGCAAUCGAAAAACGAUUGGAUGCAAACCUAUAUCACUUGCAACUACGACCAUUCUCCAGUUGCCAACAAGCCCAUAUAUGAGACCAGUCCAACUGCCGCAGACCAUUGCCCGGACGGCCAAAGCCGCAAAUUCCAGUUCCUUUGCAGCACCCUGGAUAAUGAAAAGGAAGAAAGUCCAUAUGCUAUGGUAGAUAAUUUUAGCAGCGAUAGCUCUGAAGAUGAAUCCAAGAAACAAAAAAAAAAGUCAGCAAAGAGUCGAACUCAUAAAGACGGAGUUGUGCAUGAAGUGACAACUUUGAAGAAAAACAAGAUUUUUAGAGUCAAGGGAAACACGUUGAAACGUAAAUUUGGAAAUUUUUUAAGGUAUUUAAACAAGGCAAAGAAAAAGACUGAAAACACCCAUGUCGUGAUACUGACCAGCAAUCAUGAAGUGGACGAUGGAAAAAAUCAGAAUGAGGAAGCCCAAGCAGCCAAAGUACUUGCAAGGAGGACUCGACUAAUGCAGAAGUCACUGAGAUCACAAGCCCGUCGAAUCCGGAAUCGCGGCAUAAUGAGCCGGACUAUGAAACACAGUAGAAUGAUCAAACAAACUGCACGAUCUAGAUCCGGGCUGGCCAGAUCCCGGAUUGGCAAUGGGCAUGCUAUUUGGCGUACCCUCAAAUAAUAAUGUAAUUUAUUUUUUAACACCACUUCAUUUCAAAAUGUAUGCUUGGUGACAAAGAAGGGGCUCUUCUUUAAUAAAUAGUACAUGCGAGUCCAUACAA